Monopterus albus (swamp eel) is the source of this 1144-nucleotide messenger RNA. RefSeq names its product transmembrane protein 54a (gene tmem54a). The record is from RefSeq and is a predicted model, not a curated record. Lineage: Eukaryota; Metazoa; Chordata; Actinopteri; Synbranchiformes; Synbranchidae. The transcript has 6 exons. The coding region runs from base 191 to 907 and encodes 238 amino acids.
UCCUGUAACGUAAAGGUGCAUUGGGGCGGAGCUUCCGCACAGGUAGGCGGCAGCUUGCGCCUGUCCGCAGGUGAGCGGAAGUAGAGUAAAACAACAAGGUGCCACCACAGCCAGACUGUCUAAAAGCUGCCUGAAAUGACUUUAACACGAGUAGUGCACUGAUAUUGUUUAAGAGGACAGAAAAUCCACCAUGAUACAUUGCGGAGUAUGUUGUGCCAGCCUCAAGGACAGAAAGGCCCUGAUGAAGAUGGGGCUGGGGCUGGUGCUGGUGAGCCAUGUCAACUUUGUUCUUGGAGCACUGGUGCAUGGUGCUGUGCUCAGGCACAUCAGCGUGCGCUUUCAGUCCCUAACCAUUGUGUACGCCAUCACUAAUAUCCUCACCAUUGCAGGAAGCCUGUUGGGAAUCAUUGGUGGAAUAAUGACAAUCAUCCUGUCCAAAAACAAGAAAAACAAGGGCUUGCAGUGGGGCCUGUUGGUGUUCAGCUUCCUGGCAGGUCUCUUGGCAGUUGCCUCCACUGUGGGCUUGUCAUUUUCUAUGGUGAAGGCCAUUAUUAAUAGUGGAGAGGACCUACUAACACACUGCACGUAUUCUGAUGAUGAUGUUGGCUCUACGUACAAAUGCCCCUUUGACCCCACCCGAAUCUAUGCGACCACACUCAUUCUGUGGGUGCUUCUCAUCUUGAUGUCCAUGGUGGAAGCAGUGUUCUCCUUCCGUUGCUUCAUUACAUGCACUUCAUUCCCGUACCUCUGUCCAUGCAGGAAGAGGCCGCACCAGGCCAAGAAGGUGCGAAUACAGAGAACCCCAAAGUCAGCACCAGAUCCAGAGAGUGAGGCUGAAGAUGAGCCUGUAGAGCAGGAUGAACUGCUGGGCGGCGACACGGCAGUGGAGCAGAGUGAGUGGCUCUGAACCAGCUAAACCUACUGAGAUAGGUUGUGAAUUGCUGGGUUCACCUGGAUAAAAAGCAACAUCAUCUCAGUGUUGUUGUAUCAUGUGUCUGUUACAUAUUGUCCGAGGAAGACAUGGGACUCAGCCAACAAACGCAAAUGUAUUUUAUUUCCCUAUGUACGAUAAAAUACAAACGGUCAGAUUUUAUGUUGAUAUUGUCUUGAAAAUACCGAGAGUUGUUACCUGUAUAUUUACAUU